Gloeophyllum trabeum ATCC 11539 is the source of this 1686-nucleotide messenger RNA. RefSeq lists its product as uncharacterized. The record is from RefSeq and is a predicted model, not a curated record. The coding region runs from base 1 to 1686 and encodes 561 amino acids. The transcript is spliced from 4 exons. Lineage: Eukaryota; Fungi; Basidiomycota; Agaricomycetes; Gloeophyllales; Gloeophyllaceae.
AUGUCCUUGAACUGCUGGUUCCUUGAACGGUACGCCCAUCCCAAGCUUGGCGCUGGCUUUGAUUCAUCAAAGAUACAGAAGGAUCCCCUUCUCACACUCACGCUGUCAUCACCAUCAUUUCUGGAUACAGCCAUAACCGAUGAGCUCACGGACAACCCAGUCUAUGUUAUCGAGACAUCUGGAAGGACGACCUCCAUCUUGCGCACCAACACUGCGCAGGGCGGAUAUACCAAAGCCGCAUCCAUCAGAUGGCCGAACCCCGAGAAAGGCAAGGGCAAGAAGAAAGCAAACGUCAAUGAUAUCUUGGUAUGGAUAGGGAAGAGCAGUUGGAUGGGGUCGGAGGAGUUCUUUGUGUUUGGGACCACCUUUACUGAGUCGUGUCUCUUCAGCACCAGGAAGUUCAUGCUGCAAGACUAUCCUGACCGGUUGAAGUGGAAGCACGUAGGAUCUGCCUAUCAUUGCGUCACGAAUAAUGUGAAAGGCCCAGUGGCUGUUUUAGAGCCAUCUACUCUGACCAGUCCGACGCGGCUCAAAGUGUUCGAGACUCUCUUCAAGAGGGGAGAUGGCCCUAAGAUUGACUAUCGUGCCAUUCCCAUCGUCCUGAUAGAUCACCUUAUCAUCACGGCUUUUCUGCUGAUGACCGAUGUCGAGGAAUGGGAAAAGGCCGGUAAGGCCGAAGAGUACGAGAACCGCGAUAGGGCCAGAUCUCCUUCACCUUCCACCGCCGGUCCCAGCUCGUCUGCUUCCGCUGACUCAAUACGAAAGUGGCAAACGCUCGUCCGGGGAAGCUUCAUACCUCCCCCGCGCCCUAGACCCGCGAGCCGCAGUUCGGCAUCACCUAGUGUCACCCACCGAACGUCUAUGCUCUUCGAUUCAGGGAUGUCGCAGUCAUCGGGCUCCGAUAUCCCCGCUAGCGCCACUUCCGCUCCUGGCGAAGUUAGGGUACAGUCUUUCCUCGAGAUGGUGACGCCAGAGAUCCCGUCCCAAAAUUACCAGUAUCCUGCAAGUAUAUCUGGUAGUAAUCAUCCUCCUAGAUCCAUUUCGAUGUCGAACAUGUCCACCACAGGGUCGCUUGGCCGUCGGAGAGAACUGCCAACUCCUCCGGUCGCAUACGACAGGCCCAGGCCCGACCAACCGUGGAUGCAUCGUUCAUUCUCCAGCCAUUCGCCAGUCAGUCCGACGUACGAAUCGUCUAUCUCUGCCAAUAACACCGGCUCACCGAUGUCAUCUAAUGCACCCACGAGUCUGUCCCUUGAGCCGUGGUCCAUACCUUCGGCCACGACGGCCUCUCCUAUGUCUCUUCACCCUCACAGGCUUCAGCUUCACCGUUCGCACUCUAUCACGUCCCUGCGAUCUCCAGCAGAAGAGCACGAUAAUGAUAAUCGGGGCGGGAGCUCGUUGCCGCCAAAACUGGCCCGAGAACGGCGUCGGACUCGUCGUCGACCGGCUACUGCGCCCAUGAGGGACUCUGGGGUAGCCAGACCGUUCGGGGCUAGUCACUCCCAGACGCUGAUGGGCAUGAGGUACCAGGACGACCCCGACGUGCUGGCAGCGACGUUGCGGGACAUCGAAUUGAGCAUACGCGAAGACGAUGAUCAGCCUCCACCGGCAUACGAUGCCAUCGACUUCUCUCAGCCGAGGCUACACCCACCCCCUGAACAUCCUCGGCCGCACAGAACGCCAUAA